AUGGACGUGGACUACGAAAGCAGGAGAUUUGUUUGUGAAACUUGCAAGAAGAGAUUCAGCAGAAAGCAAUUGCUGACUAGGCAUUUGGCAUCGCAUAGUGAUGAAAGACCUUUCCAAUGUGAAGUGUGUCCUAAAAACUACAAGUACACGAAGAACCUCAUUCGUCAUACUAAGGUAAAGCACUUUAGUGAGUGGCUUUACUGGAAAAAGGCAAGGAACUCUCAGAAAUGCAAAAAUGAAGAUGAAGAUGUUGGGAAAUUCCUAACAUUUGGUAAUUCAGAGAAAUCUAAGACAAAAGAAUCAGACCGCGAAGAGGGGAUGCAACCAAGAACCAGAACCAUCCAAGAGAUUUUUAGGGCCAGAAAACUCAGCAAGCGCUUAUGCCAGAGGCACGAAUCUCAAUAG
Molecule: messenger RNA, 405 nt
Organism: Blepharisma stoltei
Lineage: Eukaryota; Ciliophora; Heterotrichea; Heterotrichida; Blepharismidae
Source: the annotation of a GenBank genome assembly